AUGCCCCUCCUUACAACCCUCCUCACACUCACCCUCCUCCCCCUCGCAGCCCUCCCCAACCCCGUAAAAUCAGGCUCCUCUUGCACCGACGCCACCACCACGACCUCCCCACCACCAGCAGACGGCACCUCCCCGUCAACGACCCUGACAGCCACCGCCACGGCGAGGAACUCGGGCCUCAACAAAGCCGCCCGGGCGAAGGGCAAGUUGUGGUUUGGCACUGCGGCGGAUUUUCCUGGGACGUCGGGGGAGUUGCAGGAUGGGUCUUAUAUGCGCGAGUUUGGGGAUGGGGGGGAUUGGGGGGAGGCUACGCCCGCGAACAUCAUGAAAUUCGACGCGACGGAACCGCAGCAGAAUGUCUUCAACUUCACGGGCGCGGAGCAAUUCCUGCGCAUCGCAGAGGGCGGGAGGAAAUUGGUUCGUUGCCACAACCUCAUCUGGUCCAGCCAACUCCCCGCAUGGGUGACCUCGCCCUCCACGCCCUGGACGAACGCAACCCUCAGCGCCGUCCUCGUCAACCACGUCCAGACGCUCCUGGACGUAGUCAACGAGGCCUUCGCGGACAGUCCCUCGGGGUCUUACGCCUCGAAUAUCUGGUACGACACCAUCGGGCCCGAGUACGUGGCCCUGGCAUUCAAGACGGCUGCGGAUGUCGUGCGGGAGAGGAAGCUGAAGGUGAAGUUGUAUUAUAAUGAUUAUAAUAUCGAGUUCCCUGGGGCGAAGGCUACGGCGGCGCAGGAGUUGGUUCGGGAGCUGCAGAGGAGGGGAAUCCGGAUUGAUGGCGUUGGGCUCGAGAGUCAUUUCAUCGCUGGGAGCACGCCGAGUCAGGCGGACCAGGAGGCUAAUAUGAACGCCUUCGCGGCGCUGAAUGUCGACAUCGCCGUCACGGAGCUGGACGUCCGCGUCACGCUGCCGCCGACGCUGGCUGUACAGGAGCAGCAGGUCAAGGAUUACUACAGUACGGUCGCGGCGUGCGUGAACGUCAGGCGGUGCAUUGGCGUCACGGUCUGGGAUUUCGUCGAUACGUAUUCGUGGGUGCCGAGUACGUUUGCGGGACAGGGGUAUGCGGAUUUGUUCUUUCAACCGCAGGGGGCGGGCACGCCGUUGGUGAAGAAGGCGGCGUAUGAUGGGUGUUUGCGGGCUUUGACGGGAGCUUGA
Molecule: messenger RNA, 1158 nt
Organism: Zasmidium cellare ATCC 36951
Lineage: Eukaryota; Fungi; Ascomycota; Dothideomycetes; Mycosphaerellales; Mycosphaerellaceae
Product: glycoside hydrolase family 10 protein
Exons: 4
Coding region: 1-1158 (385 amino acids)
Biological process (GO): carbohydrate metabolic process
Molecular function (GO): hydrolase activity, hydrolyzing O-glycosyl compounds
Source: RefSeq, a predicted model, not a curated record